Ectocarpus sp. CCAP 1310/34 is the source of this 1523-nucleotide messenger RNA. The record is from the annotation of a GenBank genome assembly. NCBI's taxonomy places the organism in Eukaryota, Phaeophyceae, Ectocarpales, Ectocarpaceae.
UAUCAUCUCGUGGUCGGGGAUGCAUCCAUGGAAGUUUCACCUCCUCUUGAUGGGACCCCGUGCAAUUUUAGGCGCAAGGCCAAACGACGAACACGGGGCAUCACAAGAGCGGAUUUGGAGGAAAAGUGGCAAGCCAAGGUGGCUGAGCUGAGCGGAGCCGGAACGCCGGUAGCCGCCCCAGAAGCGGCAAUAUCCGGUGCGAUCUUGAUCAGGAAGUGGGAGGGAGGGCUCGUGGAAUACGGCAACUACGUCUUCCUCGACGUCGAGUGGUUUGCCACAGUUCUGGACCCUUUGUUUAGUCACAGGCGAGAUUCAUACGGCGACAUCGAUCUGGGUGGUAUUCGGGUGACCAACAUUGCAAGCUUGCGCCGGCUGGACAACGAACAUGUUUUCGAGCCGCAACUCGCUGAGGAGCUGUGGAGUCGAGAGCUCGCACCACACCUUCUCCUGGCGUUGAAGAGUGCAGGGCUCACGUUUCCCUUACCGAACGACCCCAAUGGGGGCCUGGUGAUCCUUCUGCGCAUGGACACAAAGUCCCCACCAGAGUAUAGUAUCAGGCGCGAGGAAGCAAACCAAGCGAGGAAGUACGACCUAACGCUUACAGUGGCAUGCUGGUUCAGUCUAGGUGUGCCCCCUGGUUUUGUCGAGCGUCUCCUAGCUCGGUGCUGCCGCCUGGGCGUUCCGUACCCCUUCUGGCGAUACGGGGCGCUGGUUGUGGGGAACGGUGCGGAAGAAGGGUUGUUCUCGCUGAGUUUAGACUACUCUGAGCACGACAACAUGCUGAAAGUGGAGGUUCUCGGAGGAGGUGGGGAGGUCCAUGCGUGGGCGGCCCUGUCGAAAGUUCUCUCGGUUAUGAUCAAGAUGCUCUCGGAGUUCCCUGGUUUACCGUGCGAGCCGAUCUUUUUCUGCCCACAGCACAAGACCAAGGGCAUGCCGGUCAGGACGACAGAUGCACCGGCUGGAUCUGGCCUGGUCGAGGAGAGCUACUUUUGUCCACUCUGCCAGGACCGUAAGGCGGGCAUUGACCUUCUGGCAGCUGCUCUUCAGGUUGUGGGAUUCUCGGACGAGGAGUUCUUCGACGAACCGCUCCGUCGGGAGUUUGCCGAGAAUGCAGAGAGGGUGACUCGUCAGGGUUGUGCUUCACAGCAUGGAAGCGACUCCGAGGUGGGGUACCUUGCACCACAUGCAGUUGGCACAAUGCAGGCGAUGAACCGGUCUACACAGACGGGCCUUCCACGGUCGUAUGAAGGCCUUCGUCCACGCCAUGAUGUGGUUUCGGGGACGCCGUGGUAUCAGGACGUGAAGACGUUCGUUGGCGCAGCCAGCGUGGCGUGCCUCACUGUCUUCGGGGUAUUCGCCUCCAAGGAAGAUGAGGACCCUCGUCUGUGGGGGGUGUUCCUCGGCGUUGGCAUGACAUUACUUGGCGUAGAGUUUUUGUUGAUUGCCAGAGAGCACAAGCUUUUGUGCUGCAAACCAAGGGAGGACGCGGCGAGUGCUGUGUAGACCCCGUUCUUGUCCGAACA